This is a messenger RNA of Folsomia candida, 1251 nucleotides long. Its product is annotated as heme transporter hrg1-B. Gene Ontology annotation, molecular function: heme transmembrane transporter activity; heme binding. The record is from RefSeq and is a predicted model, not a curated record. Bases 609 to 1067 code for a protein of 152 amino acids. Gene Ontology annotation, cellular component: lysosomal membrane; plasma membrane. NCBI's taxonomy places the organism in Eukaryota, Metazoa, Arthropoda, Collembola, Entomobryomorpha, Isotomidae. Gene Ontology annotation, biological process: heme transport. The transcript has 6 exons.
ACUCAAUCCCAUUUGUUUCCUUUAUAUCCUGCAGUGUAUUGUAUAAUUAAUCUGUACAUAUUAUGCUAAUAGUUUAAAUAUGUUCAGUAAUACAUAAAACAGUUAUACAUACAUCACAUCUACACUUAGGAAAACAUUUUUUUCGUUAGUUGCAAUUGUACACAAUAAAUAAAUUAGAGCAGAUUGGUCACUAAGUUCGAUCAUCGUCUAAAAGAGAAUGGAAAAUGGAAUCCAUUUGCAUCCCAAAUAAAAUGUAUUUAAUAAAUGGCUUAACUGGAUUCUCUCAAUUUUAUUUUUAAGAAUAUUCCAACCAAGUGCAAUGUGUUUUAAGUAUUUAUUAAACUAAACCUGUUCUUGUAAGUUGCAUAUUAUACAAUAUAAAUUGCAAUGAAAUUAGAUAUACAGGAGAAUCAGGAUUUUCAUUUUGGGCAUAACCAGAAAAUCCAUUGGUAUCAAAUUUUAUUUCUUCGAAUAUCUGCUCCUCUGAAAUUAUUAUAAACUAUCCCCCAAUGACAGUGACAUUGGUAUAAUUUUGUUGGUGUCAAAUUGAAGUAUUCAAUACAAGCAACAGUGGUGUUUUUCAUCGAAUAACAAAAAGUUAAAACAAAAUGGCAAGAAAGUGUAGCUCCUGGAUUUUUUGCCUAUCUUCAUCGUUAGGAAUUUAUUUUGGCAUUACAAUAUUCUUCUUGUUCACAUUUGUGUAUCACAACAAUUAUGCUGGAAUAUGGGGAUUGAUUUCAGCGGUUUUUGCUGGAUUGUGUCUUCACCUCCAUUUAUUAUCCUCUGAUAAUCGAUUAUCAGGAUGGUACUCUGCUCAGCAAUUGAUUGCGAUCGCAGCAUUCUCCUUUAUUUGUUUUGCUCUGGCCAUAGGAUUUACAUCUUGGUAUCUUAUCUACGCGAUUUAUCAUCACAUUCCAAUGUUGCCAGUUAAAAACAGCUACUUUUUGGCCGCCGUUUGGUCUGGAAUGACGAUGAAAUGGACUUUUGCAUUAUUUUUAUUAUCUUACCGAUAUUCGAGGAUUUUAAGAUACACCACACCAUUCCUCAUCAUCCAAGAAAAUGCUUAAUGUGAUCAUAUAGAUAGAUUAAAAUUAGAAAUCGACUGAGUUACGUUUAAGUGUCAAAUAAUUAGAAUUAUACCGUAAUCGUUGCGUGGACUUGUAAAUAAUUAAUUAAAACAUAUUUAUAAAAUUAAUUGUGUCUUUUUAUUAUUGAAAUAAAUUCCCAAUUUUCAUUAUUCGCACAAAUCUA